AUCCUCCACCAAUGAAAAUAUGGCCAGCAUUCGACACCCAGUUUUGGGGGGCUCGCUAUAAAGCCGGUCUAUGGAAAGGUUUUAAUUUCAUUCUGCACAUAUAUUGCAUAUACCUAGAAUUCAAUCUACUGAAGCGUGAAAACAUUCUACAGGAGCUGCUUCAUUAUGGAUGCCAAAUCUUAUGAGGCCAAAAUGAAUGGCAAAAAUGUCCAGAGCAAUGGGUCCCAUGGAAAUGGUAUUCAUAGCAAUGGUGUCCAUGGUAAUGGUGUGCACACCAAUGGCAUCAAGGGCAAAGGUGUUCAUCACGUCAGCCUGCCGAGCAGCAUUAACCCUGCCAAGCUGAAAGGACACAUCAAGCGCUGGAACGUCCACGCCUCCGAGAUGUCCAAGAAGACGCUGAACCCCAUCAGGGCCAUCGUGGACGGCAUGAAGCUCACGCCCAACCCUGAGAAGCCCAUGAUCGCUCUCUCCAUUGGGGAUCCCACUGUCUUUGGGAACUUACCCACAGAUGAUAAGGUUCUGCAGGCCAUGAAGGAUGCCAUUGACUCACAGAAGUACAAUGGAUACGCUCCAUCAGUGGGCUAUCAGAAGAGCAGAGAGGCCGUGGCUAACUUUUAUAACAGGCCUGUGGCACCAGUAGAGGCCAAGGAUGUGAUUCUGACCAGUGGGUGCAGUCAGGCUAUUGAGUUGGCCAUCAGCGUUCUGUGUAACCCAGGAGACAACAUUCUGGUUCCAUGCCCUGGAUUCUCUCUCUACAAGACCCUGGCUGUAUCUCUCGGCAUUAAUGUCAAACUGUAUGACCUGCUGCCUGAGAGGUCCUGGGAGGUGGAUCUUCAGGAUCUGGAGAGUCUGAUAGAUGACAAAACCACCUGCCUGGUCGUCAACAAUCCCUCCAAUCCCUGUGGAUCGGUCUACAGUAAGGAACACCUGCAGAACAUCCUAUCAGUGGCUUCAAAACACUGCAUUCCUAUCCUGGCUGAUGAGAUUUAUGGAGACAUGGUGUUCCCAGGGUGCUCUUUCCACUCAUUGGCCACCCUGAGCCGAGAUGUGCCCAUCCUGUCAUGUGGGGGGCUGGCCAAGCGCUGGCUGGUGCCAGGCUGGAGGAUGGGCUGGGUUCUCGUUCAUGACCGAGGGGACGUGUUCGGCACAGAGGUCCGGGAAGGUAUAGUUAAACUGACCCAGAGGAUUCUGGGAGCCUGCACUAUCGUCCAAGGGGCGCUAGAGAGUAUCCUUAACGACACACCACAGGAAUUUUAUCAUCGCACCAUCAGCUUCAUCAAGUCAAACUCGGAGAUUUGCUACUCUGCGUUGUCUACCGUCCCCGGGCUGACUCCUAUCAUGCCCGCUGGAGCCAUGUACCUCAUGGUGGGGAUUGAUAUGAAACACUUCCCCGAGUUCCAGAAUGACGUCCAGUUUACAGAGUGCCUGGUGACAGAGCAGUCUGUCUUCUGCCUGCCGGCCACACCGUUCGAGUACCCAAACUUCUUCCGCAUCGUGGUGACGGUUCCAGAGGACAUGAUGGUGGAGGCCUGUGGCCGGAUUCGCGAGUUCUGCGCCCACCACUACAGACCUUGUAGCCAAGACAGCAAUGAAAUCGACCAAUGAGAGAGAGGGAGAGAGAGAGGGUGCGGGUGGGGGGAAUAGAGAACUGGAUACUGUCAAGCGCACAGAAAGAAAGGGGGAAAGAGAGAGAGACACAAAGAGAGAGAGAGAGAAGUAGAGGGAAGGAAAGAAAGGAAUUCUGGUCCAAAUUAAAGAACAAUGGUUGCAGAACUGAGUUGGAAAGGAUCGGAAGAGUGUGUGUGUUGCACUUAAGAAAGGUUUGAGAGAGUAUUGUCGGUUUCUCUUCGGAAACCCAAGAUUCUGAGCAAAUCAUGUAUUUAUAUUUUUGUACAGCCAAUGUGUGCCUGCCUUGUGUAAAGCCAUUUUGUGUUUUAUACUAUUUGUAAUUUUGGCCGUGUUAUUGAAAACAGAGUCAUUUAUUCCAUCCGUAUAAAAUUAUGCCAAUAGACUAAGGACAAUAUGUAAGUGCUUGAUUCCAGAUGUUGCUUUAGGCACAUCUGUCUCCAUACCUAGCAUGCUGUACUCAGUCUUAGGCAGUUAAAGUCAGUUAUCAUAGCUGUUAAAUGCUAUUUGACCAACAUGGGCUUUGCUUUGUAUAUUCUUUAUGUUUAGUAAUUUCAUGCAUGCUUUCCUUUAUAGCAGUUAAAACACAGAAUGAUGUUAAACCUAUGAAUUUAUCCUGAUGCUAUCAUGAGUAUUUGUAUGUAGGUAUAGUUUUCCACUACGUAGUGAAGAGACAAAUAUUUAAAUAAAAAUAAAUAUGUGAAAGACGAAAAUGUUUUGAAAACAAUAAAAACAUUUUAUAUAA
Clupea harengus (Atlantic herring) is the source of this 2371-nucleotide messenger RNA. RefSeq names its product tyrosine aminotransferase (gene tat). Gene Ontology annotation, biological process: L-tyrosine catabolic process; L-phenylalanine catabolic process; biosynthetic process. Gene Ontology annotation, molecular function: L-tyrosine:2-oxoglutarate transaminase activity; pyridoxal phosphate binding. Lineage: Eukaryota; Metazoa; Chordata; Actinopteri; Clupeiformes; Clupeidae. The record is from RefSeq and is a predicted model, not a curated record.